Messenger RNA from Neoarius graeffei (lesser salmon catfish), 2747 nucleotides. It is a transcript of the gene rab5ab, whose product is annotated as RAB5A, member RAS oncogene family, b. Gene Ontology annotation, molecular function: GTPase activity; GTP binding. The coding region runs from base 236 to 889 and encodes 217 amino acids. The record is from RefSeq and is a predicted model, not a curated record. Lineage: Eukaryota; Metazoa; Chordata; Actinopteri; Siluriformes; Ariidae. The transcript has 6 exons.
UAGUCACCCGAUCUGUCAGGCAGAACUGCGGGGGAAGUUGCGCAAAAAGAAGAAAAAAAAAAAAAAACGAGGAAGGAAUUUAACUCUUGUUUUCAGCUUUUCUCUUUAAUUUGAUCGUGAAGCGCCGCUGAAACACGCUUCUGCUGUUUUGUUUGGUUAAACUCGGAAAGCAGGUACUUCAUGCGAGUUGAACAGUUCCAACUCAAGUCCAUAACAGGAGACUGGUGACUAGGUCAUGGCAGGAAGAGGCGGUGCUACAAGACCUAACGGGCUGAACGCAGCCGGCAACAAAAUCUGUCAGUUCAAACUGGUGCUUUUGGGCGAGUCUGCAGUGGGCAAGUCCAGCCUGGUGUUGCGCUUCGUUAAAGGCCAGUUCCAUGAAUAUCAGGAGAGCACGAUAGGAGCGGCUUUCCUGACUCAGACAGUAUGUUUGGAUGACACGACAGUGAAGUUUGAGAUCUGGGACACAGCUGGUCAGGAACGUUACCACAGUUUGGCUCCGAUGUAUUACAGAGGAGCUCAGGCAGCCAUCGUGGUGUACGACAUCACAAAUGAAGAAUCAUUUGCACGUGCAAAAAAUUGGGUUAAAGAGCUUCAGAGGCAAGCCAGUCCUAAUAUUGUCAUAGCUCUGGCUGGAAACAAAGCAGAUCUUGCCAACAAGAGAGCACUGGACUUCCAGGAUGCAGAGUCUUAUGCAGAUGACAACAGUUUGCUUUUCAUGGAAACCUCAGCGAAGACGUCGAUGAACGUGAAUGAGAUUUUUAUGGCUAUCGCAAAGAAGCUCCCCAAGAGCGACUCCCUGGGGGCUGGAACAAACACAGGCCGAAAUCGAGGAGUGGACCUGGCAGAGACAGCGCAGCCUGCCAAAGGGCCGUGCUGCAGCAACUAACCACCAAACACGCACAUUCUCACCUCCCAACUAACUCUGCAUCACUUCUGGACAUGGGGCGCAUCCUUCCAAACCUCGCUCCCUGGAACUGCUAAAGACUCUGUAUAGCUCUGUUUCUAAUACCUUUUUUUUUUUAAAGCAAAUAUAAGUACUUCAGUAUAAUGGAUGCAUGUAUCACUACAAAGCCUAAAUACACAUUUUUAACUUAACACGGGGAAGUUACCUAGGUUGAAUGUGUGUGUGUGUGUGUGUGUGUGUGUGAGUGAGAGAGAGGAUGUAUAGUGUAGUAUUCGGGAUGAGGAUGCACAGUAAUGUUCUGAACAGGUUGGUGGUUGUUGGAUGCUUGUAGUUGCAGCUAAGUCGAGCUGUACAUGCAGCUUUCAGUGUGUUCGAGUGCCAUAAUGGGGGAGUUUAAGAAAUCAAUCAACCAACUGUGGAGGUUUUGACCAAGAACAACUCUAUCUUAAAGAAAGAUGCUACCUAAAUGAUCACCAUUUCUAUGUGUAAAUGAUGUAGAGACGCUGUUUUUUGCACGUGUUGAUUGUUAAUCUAGUAAAAUGAUUCCCUUGUUUGGAAAAAAAAAAAAAUUGGAUUCUUAAUAUUGAUCGUUUUGGUGUCUAAGUGCAGUUCCUCAAUGGGAAGUAACCGUUCCCACCCAUCUUGCUCACUUUCAGUUGAAUUUCAACUCCGAUUGUCAGUCACUUAAUAGAAUCGGAGGACGAAAUCAAACCUCUGCUUAUCCACGUGAUUUUGUUGUGUAGCUAUCUGAGAAUGAUGAUUUAAUUCUACCUAUGUGUUCCUCCUUGAGUCUGAGAAUACACUGUCCUUUGUCUCUUCUUGGAGAUUAUUAUUAAAGUAUUGGUGGCAUACAGCCUCAGUGAAUCUGUUACCGUUCUGGGCAGACGGACCGGUCUGAUUGUCGGACCUAAUUUGACCAAUGGCUGUGUCUUUUGAGUGAAACAAUUAAACAGAGGAUGGCGAGGACGUUCUGUCCCGCUGUAUGGACUACUGUUGAUUAAGUUACACGUUGGCGUUAUAUACGUUAACACUAAAGAACAGUAGAUACAAUCUUCCAUUCCCUCAGUCUCUUUGGUAAACAUCACAAAUAAUUCUUCAUACUAGCGCAUGGCUGAUGCAUUAUCGUGUAGUCCUGCUACAAAAAACUAAAGCUUUGAAAACUUUUUAUUGACUCAUCUCUGGAAUAUAUUCCGGUCAGUGAAGGCGUUAGAGCCCAGUGGUAGAAAAAUAUCAACGUGUCAAGGUAGAAAUCCAGUAUAUCUUGCUAUCUCCAUCUUAAAUACUACUAUAUGAGCUGUUUGCCAUGAUGGACUGUAUGUAUGCACUCUUCUUUAUUGUACAGUUCCCUUUAAGAGUUUUUGCUUUUCACAAAUUGGCCAAAUAAUGUUUUUGAUGGGUUUUUUGUUUGUUUGUUCUCUCCUUCCCCCCCUCGCUCUCCUUUAUAUGUAGUGUUAUUAACAAAUCAACUUGACAUUUAACCCAUGGUCUGUCUAGUGCUUCUUUUGAGAUGCGACGUUUUUGUUUUGGGUCUUUUUUUUUUUUUUUCCUAUUGAGAUACUAUCAAAUUGCACAAAUUGAGUUGUAUUUUUAAAUAAGUCAUUAUGAAAUGAUGCCUGCCUGGUGUCUCUGCAGUGUGAUCAAGCUGAAAUGGACCACACUGGGCUUGAUUUAGUGGUGCUGCUUAAUUGCCGAAGGUGGCUGAGGUAAUUAAUUAGUAGCCAUCCGAGAGCCGAAAAGAAACGAGUGAUGUAACAGCAUUAACACUGAGGGACUGACUUUUUUUUUUUUUUUUAAAUGUCCAGGUACUAGUUAAUAUUUCCAAUAAAGGGGGUGAAUUGUA